Penicillium cinerascens is the source of this 900-nucleotide messenger RNA. RefSeq lists its product as uncharacterized. The coding region runs from base 1 to 900 and encodes 299 amino acids. Gene Ontology annotation, biological process: proteolysis. Gene Ontology annotation, molecular function: peptidase activity. The transcript has 3 exons. Lineage: Eukaryota; Fungi; Ascomycota; Eurotiomycetes; Eurotiales; Aspergillaceae. The record is from RefSeq and is a predicted model, not a curated record.
AUGGCCGACAACGACCAGAGAGAAGGUACCGUGCCAUUCAAAAUUCCGCACAUAGACAUUGCAGGCCACACUUAUUACAAGAUCAUUGGUGACUUAUCGAGCAACUCGCCUCGGCUGGUUGUACUUCACGGUGGCCCAGGCUCUGGCCAUGAGUAUCUUCUUUCUUUUAGCCGCCUAUGGGAACAAUUCGGUAUUCCCGUGGUAUUCUAUGACCAAAUCGGCUGUGCCGCUUCCACCCAUCUACCUCAAACUAUUGGAGACAAGUCCUUCUGGCAGGAAAGUCUUUUUCUAGCCGAGUUGGACAACCUGCUCGAUUCCCUUCAGCUUCGGGACGGGCCAGGCUACCAUAUUCUGGGCCAUAGCUGGGGUGGUAGAAUGGCGGCUGCUUUCGCAACCACCCAACCCCAGGGAUUGCAACGACUAGUCCUCGCUAGUGGUAUAGCCAGCACUCAAACAACCCUACAGGCGAUUGAUGAAGAGGAGCAGAAAGGCAAUUUUGAGAGUGCUCGCUUUAAAGAUGCAAUGGACGUGUUUUUCCGCAAUUACUUCUGUCGGGCGGAGCCUUUUCCACCGAAGGAGAUUCUACCAGCCUUCAAGCAUAUGAGUGAGGACAAGACCGUUCGGGAGACAAUAUCAGGACCAUCACCUUUCAAUUGCACGGGCUCCUUCCGGGACUGGACCUGCAUUCCGCGCCUACAUCAAAUUGCCGUGCCGACGCUUGUGUAUAACGGCGAAUUUGACACCUCGCACGAUAUAACUACAGUGCCAUUUUUUGACCACAUACCUCGCGUACGAUGGAUCACAUUUUCAGGCGCCGGACAUAUGUGCCACCUGGAGAGCCCGGAGAUUACAGAGAAAGUCUUUAGAGUCGUCGGAGAAUUCCUGAUGCAGCAAAACUGA